UUACUUAUAUGUUAAAUGGAAAAUGUUGUCGGCUCCAUUUUUAUUUUAGGUUAUAGUGCCAGUUGGAUGGUCUUUGUUCCAGUAUACAUAAUUGCAAAACACCAGGGAACCAUGGCUUCUUUUCUUCACCGUUGUCCCUUUCUGACCAGCAUGCCAAAGCCAGCUUUGGCCAGAGCUGGACGUUCUCUCUUCAACUUUGCUGACCAUUGCCCUAUCAUGCAGUCCUGUACCAUGGCCACCACCACUAGUCAGCAAAAUGGAACAAAGACAACCAAAGCUGAGUCCAAUGCCAGGAAGUUUAGCCUUCAACGUGUGUUGCCUCAGGCUACAUUGCCCCUGGCUGCCACAUGUCCUUUUGUCAAAUCCAACAUUGGCAUUGUUCAGGCUCGACCAGAGGUUCAGGAGGACGUCCGAAGUGAACAAUCAGCUAGACCAAUGGAUAACAUCAUUGCCAGCAUCCAGUCAAACCUGAAAGAAAAAAUUCAGGGUUUUUUUGAUACCCAGCCUGCUGUCGGACACCUUAUUCAGGACAACAUGCCAACUGAUAUGUCCAGCUUUGAGUAUGACAAGUUUUUUGACCAAAAGAUUACUGAGAAAAAAGCAGAUUUCACCUAUCGAGUGUUCAAGACUGUCAACCGUCGUGCUGAUGUGUUCCCAUUUGCAGAAGACUAUUCAACUUCUUUUAAUGAUGCUAAACAAGUAUCUGUCUGGUGCAGUAAUGACUAUUUGGGAAUGAGCAGUCAUCCACGUGUCAUUGGAGCCAUUGAGAACACUCUGAAUCAAUAUGGUGCUGGUGCUGGAGGUACCAGAAACAUUUCUGGUACUAGUAAAUUCCAUGUGGACUUGGAGAAGGAGCUGGCUGACCUUCACCACAAAGAUGGAGCCCUUGUCUUUUCAUCAUGUUUUGUGGCCAAUGACUCAACUCUUUUCACUCUUGCCAAGAUGCUUCCAGGCUGUGAGAUCUAUUCAGAUGCAGGAAACCAUGCUUCCAUGAUCCAGGGUAUCCGGAACAGUGGUGCUAAACGGCACAUCUUUCGACACAAUGAUGUGGCACAUCUUGAAGAGUUGCUGAGCAAAUCUGACCCCAAGACACCUAAAAUUGUAGCAUUUGAGACAGUUCACUCCAUGGAUGGUGCCAUUUGUCCUCUGGAAGAAAUGUGUGAUGUUUCCCACCGCUAUGGAGCACUUACCUUUGUGGAUGAAGUUCAUGCAGUGGGUCUGUACGGAGCAAGAGGGGCUGGUGUUGGUGAGAGAGAUGGAGUCAUGCACAAAAUGGACAUUAUCUCGGGAACCCUGGGCAAGGCAUUUGGGUGCGUAGGUGGAUACAUUGCCAGCACAGGCUCCCUGGUGGAUACAGUUCGUUCCUUUGCUGCAGGCUUCAUCUUUACCACCUCUCUGCCACCUAUGGUUUUGUCAGGGGCACUAGAGUCAGUGCGGGUUCUGAAAAGCUCUGAAGGCCAGGCUCUAAGAAGGGCACACCAGAGAAAUGUUAAGCAUAUGAGACAGCUCCUCCUUGAUGCUGGGCUUCCUGUGAUCAACUGUCCAAGUCACAUCAUUCCAAUUCGGGUGAGCAAUGCUGAGAAAAACUCAAAAAUCUGUGACCUGAUGAUGGAAAAACACAAUAUCUAUGUCCAAGCCAUCAACUACCCUACUGUUCCCAGAGGGGAAGAACUGCUACGUCUUGCACCUUCUCCCCACCAUACUCCAGCAAUGAUGGACUAUUUCGUGGAAAAAUUGGUUGAAGUUUGGGAAGAAGUAGACCUGCCUAUGAGCCACCUUUCAUCAGUUGAAUGCAACUUCUGCCACCGCCCAUUGAACUUUGACCUCAUGAGCGAGUGGGAGAGGUCAUACUUUGGAAACAUGGGCCCCCAAUACAUCACUGUUUGUGCUUAAAUAACAGAAAUGUAUGAAAACCAGAGAAUGUAUCGGGACUGAAUGAGAUUCCUCUUUGAUUGCCUUAGCUUGGACAUGCUACCUGCUUAUCCAUAAAGAUGCUAAUUGGGCUCAAACCCCACCUAUGUAAACAAACUGUUAAAUUAAAAAUUAAUUUUAUUGUUUUAUUAGGAAUAAUUUUUAAUAGAUACUUAUUAAAGGAGAAGAAAAUGGAUUAGUUAUUUCUAAUAACACUUUAAUGCUUGUAUGAUUCACUUAAGUUUUUGCUCAUUAGUCAUGUAAACAACUCAUAGUCCUGAUAUAUUUAUGUGUU
This is a messenger RNA of Polypterus senegalus (gray bichir), 2206 nucleotides long. RefSeq names its product 5-aminolevulinate synthase, erythroid-specific, mitochondrial-like. Lineage: Eukaryota; Metazoa; Chordata; Cladistia; Polypteriformes; Polypteridae. Gene Ontology annotation, molecular function: 5-aminolevulinate synthase activity; pyridoxal phosphate binding. Gene Ontology annotation, cellular component: mitochondrion; mitochondrial matrix. Bases 16 to 1893 code for a protein of 625 amino acids. The record is from RefSeq and is a predicted model, not a curated record. The transcript has 11 exons. Gene Ontology annotation, biological process: hemoglobin biosynthetic process; heme biosynthetic process; erythrocyte development.